AUUAAUAUGGAAAGUAGGGGAAAGUUUAUACUUUCCAAAUUGAAAAACCUUAAUACGUUCACUGAAGAUAAUCUGAAACCUGAAACUAAUGAUUGUCCUAGCAAUCAAUCAGUAGAAGUUCCACGAAGAAAUUCCACUCCUUCACCGACUUUAACCGAAUUAAAAGUAUUGAAUCCAGAUUGCACAUCCAUCCUCGUUUUACCUGACAAUGACUCAACCCAAUGGAAUUUUAACAUGCAUGAAAGUGAAAAUAUCCAAGUUGAAAGAGAAACUAGUAAAGACGUACAUCUUCUUAAUUUCAUUUCAACUCCAGUAGAACCAGAGUCAAAUGAAUGGGAGCUAGAGACGAUAACACAAGUGACAAACAUGGAACAAGAAUCUGGAGCAUCGACAACACACUGGAAGAUUUAG
Homalodisca vitripennis (glassy-winged sharpshooter) is the source of this 411-nucleotide messenger RNA. RefSeq lists its product as uncharacterized. Lineage: Eukaryota; Metazoa; Arthropoda; Insecta; Hemiptera; Cicadellidae. The transcript has 3 exons. The coding region runs from base 7 to 411 and encodes 134 amino acids. The record is from RefSeq and is a predicted model, not a curated record.